UCAUGACCCUCCCUCCCUGUGUGUAAGCAAGCAAGCAUGCAUCGUCAUAGAUUCCUGACAUAUUCGCAGACUGUGGAUGUCCGCAUGCCUGCCUCUCAUGGAGACGGACGCAACAUGCAGCAGCGACGUGUGUGUCAGACUGUGGAUUCCUACCCUUGCAUGUAUCGUUCGCGGCGCGAGUUUUACACUGCGGUGGGCUGCUUAAAUCGAACCUCCGAUGCAUGGCGAAAGCGAUUCAGGCUAUGGCUACAGGUAGAAUUAGGACAGGUUUGUAGGGGUCGUGAUGAGGGUGGGUGAAGGGGGGGUCGGAUAUGGAGAGGGGUCUUUUCGGGAGCACCAGGAUGAGUAGUCGGACUUCCACGCGCCAUGGACCCAACGCUCCUUUGUUUCAAGGGCGAGUGAGGCGAUGGAAUAAGUCCUUGACGGCGGUGGCUCCUUCUUGUACUGCGUCAGCUGCCGUUUGUAGUGUCGUGCUCUACAAGUGGUGUCCUGUUGCUGUGGUUCAUGCAACUGGUUCAAAAGAGUCCACGUCGGAGGAGCUGACAGUGACCAAGUCCCUGCGAUUUUUGCCCUUGUCAGUAGUUCUUCAUCAGAAGAAUGAACAAGCUCAGGAAGUUGCGGAGGAUAUUGAAGCUUUGGUAAGGUUUGAAGAACAAACACAGGUUGCCACAAACGUGACACAUGGAGAAGACGAAAUUAAGAGGGCAGAUUCCCAACAGGACAUGAUCAUGCAUGGUGCUCGUUCGUAGAAAUUGAUGACAAACAAAUGAAUCUCACCAAAACAAAAUAUCAAGGGGUACAGAGCGAUGCUUCGGUAACUCGAGAAGAAAUUUCUGAUUCGUUUCAGGUGCACAGUUUGCUCUCUGUUGUGACUACUUUUGAUUCUUCUCUAAAUAUCAGUAGUAGCUCUUUACCAGUCAAUCUUCUGAGGUUUUAGUAGCUUCUUUUUACGCUUCUGCUACAGGGUGAGAGUUGCUGUACAAGAACCCGAAGCUUCAACAAUGGACAUGGAUCGGUAGAAAAGAUGGAGCAUACUAGUCUUAAAAAUCAAAAUUUAAGCACAUGUCAGCAUCUGAACUAUCAUUACAAUGACGUGCUCUGCAUUCUGCGAAGGUUUUGUAAAUAUCUCCACUAAGUUAGGAACUUACUACCUCCGAAAUUUUUCCUUGCGUACCCAAGGUGGAAUCAGUAUUCUCUCAUAGAUGAUUCCAAGCAAGUUCUGCCAGAUUCACAAAUCUUUGUAAGAGAGUCAAUGAUGUGGACUGCAGAUAGGGUGUAGGUUUGUUUGCCAUUGAUCUCAUGGACCUCAGCCCACUGCAGGUUAUCAUUUAGUUAAAACAUGUUGUUUGGCAUGAAGGGUUAUCAUUUUCUUUGUUUCCCUCCUAGAAUUCUUCUUUUAGAAAAUGACCCGGAUAAUGGUGCGCAUGACCAAUCCCUUGGUGCUUAAUUUAGUUCUUGAUCAGUUGGAUAGUAUCGACAUGUAGUGAUAUGGAAGGCGAACUUGAGUGUGAAACUCUGUCGAAAUACGCAUCGUAUGUUGUUUAAUUGUCUCUGGCAUGUCUAAUCUCAUCAUUGGGAAUGGACUUCAUCAUUUUACAACGUACAUAAACAGAUAUUUUCUGUUGUUCAAACCUCUGAGUUCAGCUAUGGUUAUCUCUGCCAUAUUAAGGUGGGUAAUGAGUUUAGUGUUGAUUGUAUUCAUGCACUGUUGUUCAUCUUAACAAGUUUCAGACUGUCGACAUUGUUCACCAUUUUUUUUGUGAGUUCUGGAGCUGGAGAACUCCUGAGCAAGGUCCAUGAAAAGGAUCUUGCCGUACCUCAGAUAGUUGCAGAAGCUUUCAGGAACGAUGAUCAUUUAAGAUCCGCGUACUAAAAGUCAUCGAAGUGCAAGAUCCGGCUAGAAGCUCUGCAAAAAUCUCUGAAAUUAAAGAAAACAGAUUUCAAAGUAAGUGUUUCAUAUUAUACAUUGUCUGAGCUAAAAUGCACGAAGCAAUAUUGUAGUCAUGAAGCCAAACUGAAAAUCUCUUACAACGAUGUACGAUAUGUUGCCGCUGGUGAUCUCUGCUAUGACAACUCUGAGACCAUGCCCAGUUUGUUGUGCAUAGUAGUUGAUGAGGACAAGAUUGCCCAAACCAGAUCCUGGUUCGCAGCGAUAACACCUCUUACAUCGUCCACUGGAGGAUGUUCCCUUGUCAUGACAAAUCUCCAAGCUAGUUUGUUCCAAUCCUGUAGUCUUAUAUCCUGGCCCUCGCAAUUUGGCACUUGGGUGGACGACGACAUUCUUGGUCAUGGGAUGUGGCCCUCCACUUCUCCAACGUAUAAUCCUCUGAUUUAGGGUAGAAAACAUGGGUAGGGUCUUACUUAAGGAUGGAACGCUAUAUCCUGAGUAGGCUUGGAGGUGCAAAUACUUCACUCUCCGGAGGUGGUCUCUUACACGAGAGAGAAUACUCAAAUGAAGGGAGCUAGCGCCUUCAUGUUUCAACACAAACGGUAGAACAUACAAGUUGUGUGUGCCAGGGGUUUCGUUUGACAAGUGGGAAAUCGUCAGUGGAAUUUGUGAUACUAAUUGUGCAAACAGCUGGGAAGGAGCAUCAGAAUCUGUCGGAGGAAUCAGACAUGGGCAAUUUAAAUCAAAGAAUUUUGUCUCCGAAGGACAGUAGUGCACAGACUGAGCUUGUAAUCUCCUAGUUAGGUCUAGGGCAGGUCCCAGAUCUCUGUGUACUACUGUGGUAGAUGAUGGUCCUUGUGCACGAUUUGAUGGGCAUGGUUUAGAUAGACCAUGACGAGUCUCCAAGGGUAUCUGGGUUGGGAUAGGCGAGGAAAAUAAAACUGGCAGAUAUUUACGACAUGCAAAUGGUGUUGCAGCAUGAACGUUGGUAAUCAGUGGUUUGGUGAUGAACUUUGUAAGAAUACGACCUACACCGUUUGAAUCUGGUGGACUGUCUGUGUGCCUCAACUGAUAUUCUUGAACUCGUGACGAAGAAGGUAGGGUUUCACCAAGGCUAAGGGAAAUCUCGGACCUUCUAUCGUUGAGAGAACGAAGGCUAUUUUGAAGUCUCUUGAGACUUUCUAUGAGUUUAGCUGUGCCGGGAUGGCGACUUUUUGACGAGCUGCCAUCAGGGCCAGGUGAACACUCUGACUUAUCGGUGCCAUUCAUGAAUCGACGCAGGUUAUCUAUGGAAGACUGAAGAUGUUGGAAGAGAAUUGAUGGAUCCCGUUUUCUGCUGUGGGGUGCUGAAUCCUCAGGAAUCAUGGACCAUGCGGAUGUCAUUGCUUGACUGAGAUGGGUAUGAUUGCCCACAUCAGUUCGACCGGAGAAUUCUUUUAAGGUGGAGAAUUUUAAGAAAGAUUUCCGAAGCGGAAGGAGGGUGUUAGAUACACUUUUGGAAGGUUUUUCGCCAUUUCCAAGGGAAGGGAGCCGGGGGACAGUCGGUGUUUGAGACGAAGGAUUAGAUGCUUGGGAUAGAUUUGUAGUACGGAGAUAGCUAACGAAGGACUCCAAUUUACCCUCCUCUAUGCCUGUCAAAUGGGUCAACGUCGGCCGGCGUUUCAACAUGCUCUUUAUCUGCAGAUUAAGAAAUAAUUCAGACUCUCGUUGGUUUCAAGUAUCAAUUGGUACCUUACUGAUGAGUUCAUCCCCAGUGGUAUUCAGUUUCUCCGAUUGCCAGAAGUAUUGAUAUCUCCCACUUCGGUCCUUCGAGAGAAACGUCCUUUUGGAGGCAUCCUCUUUCAGCUCUUGGAUUAAGAUACCACCAUUUUCCAUUCCAGGGCUCGUAAUUGCCACUCGCUCUACCAUGCCAACAUCAUCGGCGAAUGACAAGCGCAUUUCUGAACAUGGUAGCAGCAUCAAGUUCAAGUAACCCCUGCAGACUCCAGUCUAUUAGGAUUAUCUCAUUUACUCAAAAGGGCUCAAAAUCCACUGUCGGAUGCGGAAGGAUCACAGAUGGGAUAGCAUUUCGGAGUGUGGAGUGGAGUAAAAGAUUUAAGCAGAUCACCUUGCAGAAGUCGGGUAAAGGUAUCGGCCAUAGCGAGUCACUUUCCCAACUCGAAGUGAAACCACUGGAGUGCAGAGAGAACGUGCCAACAAAGCCAAUUCUCUUGCUUUGAAAAGCUACCCAUCAAAAUACGCAAUAGUCACUUGGUAUUUCAGCAUCCAACAUACUUCGACACAACACUCGAGGAUUCGAUUGGCAAUUUGUUCAUUUGCCCUCGAGGAAAUUGACGGGGUAAGUGGUCAGAGAUUCAACGACAGGACAAGCCAUGGCAGAUUCUAAUGGAUUCCUCACAGCUUUGCAACAGUUAUCUUAUCAUGAAUGAAGCCCAGAGUAUUGUACCCAGAUGAUUCUAGCAGGUUGUCAAACAGCUAAGUGAGAUUUUCAUUGACGUGUUUGGUGGCCAUGUGGAUAUCCUUGGCACGUUUUAGGAGUAGUAGGGUUGAUGAAUGAGAACCUGAUCUAGGUGAGCAAGAAGUUUGCCGUCUGAUCCGAAGCACAACACAUUCCAGCGCAACAAAAGCUGAAGACGUUCGUCAGUUCUACAAGCUCCAACGACUUGGAGAUCCAAAGCUUGCAACCAUUUCAAGGAAUCUUCUGGGGCAGUUCCCAGCUGUGUUGCGGGCUCUUCCGCUGACAACCAUAUUUGCGAAGUCUCCAGUGCUGAUUCCAGCCCAGUCCUCAUCAUCUUGCCCUUUGAGUCCAUGCCUGUUGCUUUUCUUUCUGGUUUAUCUGAGGAUGGCAAAUGCUUCAGUAAAGAGUUUUUGGUACUAGACGAUACUGAUGUUGCCUCUACAGUGGCGUCUGGUUUUUCGCUGGGAAAAUGAGGAUGGAUUACGCUGGCGGCGGCACUAUUUGUUGAAGCUUCGGAUGCAUUAUGCUCCUCUGAAGAAAUCAGCGGCAUCAUGGCCAGAAAUAACUCUGUACGAGAUUGACGAGAGUCUAUGUGAUUCUGGCCAAAAUUCAGAUUAAGUGGAACACACUACGGAAAAUUUUGGAAAUUAUGCCUCGGAAGUUGGAAGUAUUUUUCUAUUAUAGAGUAUGUUGUUCCUGGGAAGGAGCAUCUGAUUACGAAGGGCAACUUUUCUUUUGAAAAAUUCACAUUCUGCCAGAAAAAAUAGAUGAAAUAAUUGGCGUCAAAUGAUCGAUUGUUGAGUGAGCAUCAUAAAUUAAGCGAAUAGGUCUGAAUAAUGCCGAAGUUGUGGUCGGUAAAUUAGGUCAAAAUGCUCUUGCGGGCAUCAAGAACUAGUGCAUUAAGGUACGAUUGGCCAUUCUUUUGAAUCUAGUAAGAAGGUGAGUGAAGCCUUUUUACUGGGUGGUAGUUAUAGCAGGACAACUCAUGACAUAAUCCCGCAUUGUCAUGAACCUGACCUAACUGUAUCAUGUCAAGAAUCAAUUGAUUUGUGUAGAAGAAGUGGUUAGGAUCAACUUUCAUGUUAUAAGGAACCUAUUGAGAAUCACUCCGAGUUAAGUUAAAUAACAUACUCUGAUCGGUGGUUCUUUUAAA
Messenger RNA from Physcomitrium patens, 5499 nucleotides. The record is from RefSeq and is a predicted model, not a curated record. Lineage: Eukaryota; Viridiplantae; Streptophyta; Bryopsida; Funariales; Funariaceae.